AUGGCACGCUCCUCCGUGGUUCAGGAGUACGCACCACCCUCCGCGCCAACCAUCUCCGUCGACCAAAAGACCACAUCCGAACUCCAGAACGUACAGAUACCUCGACCAAAAGGCUACCGAGUAUCAUGGCACGCCAAUCCCGCCGUUGAGCCCCAUCACUUUGGCGUCUCACAUCCCAUGAAGCCAUGGCGCCUCACACUCACCAAACAACUCGUCAUGGCGUACGGCAUGCACCACGCGAUGGACCUGUAUCUGGCGCGCGCCGCGACAUAUGAGGAAAUGGCCGAAUUCCACGACUCAGACUACCUCGACUUCCUACAGCAAAUCAUGCCCAGCAACAUCAACAAGCCCGAGAACGCAGACAACGUAGCCCGAUUCAACUUCGGCGACGACUGCCCCGUCUUCGACGGGCUGUAUAGCUACUGCUCGCUGUACGCCGGCGGCAGCGUCGACGCCGCGCGCAAGCUCUGCAACAACCAAUCCGAAAUCGCCAUCAACUGGUCCGGUGGCCUCCACCACGCCAAAAAAGCAGAAGCCAGCGGCUUCUGCUACGUCAACGACAUCGUCCUCGGCACCCUCCAGCUCCUCCGCCACCACCCGCGCGUCAUGUACAUCGACAUCGACGUGCACCACGGCGACGGCGUCGAGCAAGCCUUCUGGUCAACCGACCGUGUCCUCACCGUCUCCUUCCACAAAUACGACAAAGAAGGCUUCUUCCCGGGCACCGGCUCACGCGAUGAGACCGGCCCCGCACACCCGCUCAACCCAGGCGCACACCAUGCCGUCAACGUCCCACUCAACGACGGCAUCGACGACGAAUCCUACAUCGCCCUCUACAAGGAGAUCAUCGGCGCCUGCGUCAAGACCUACCAACCCGGCGCAAUCGUGCUCCAAUGCGGCGCCGACAGUCUGGGCUGUGAUCGACUUGGCUGCUUCAAUUUGAACGUGCGCGCCCACGGCGCCUGCGUCGCUUUCACAAAGACCUUCAACCUCCCCAUGCUCGUCGUCGGCGGCGGCGGAUAUACCCCACGCAAUGUCUCUCGCGCCUGGGCGCACGAGACCUCCAUCCUGGUCGAGGCAGACAACAUCCUCAAUCCCACUAUCCCGGACACGGUCGCCUUCCGCAAUCACUUCGGCCCCGAUUAUUCGCUCUUCCCGCCGCUGUCCGAGAUGCGCAAACUAGAGAAUAAGAAUUCCCGCGCCUACCUCGAGGGCCUCGUCGAGGCCGUCCAUGAACAGCUACGCUACAUCAAGGGCGCGCCCAGUGUGCAGAUGAGUUUCAUCCCACCGGAUAUACUGGGUUUGCGCGAGGAUAUGGAAAAGGAAAUCGAGGAGCAGAUGGUUCACCGUGAGGAGGCGAGAGAGGAAUAUCACGGUGCCGGGUCAAUGGCUGCUGCGGCUGCCGCCGCCGCUGGGUCUGGUCUGGCCCAUACUGGCUCUGCUGGUGCUAUUCCGCGGUCGAAUCGCCGGCGGGAUGCAGAACGGGGGGCUGGUUCGAGGGGGGAGUUGUAUUCAUGA
Molecule: messenger RNA, 1518 nt
Organism: Penicillium bovifimosum
Lineage: Eukaryota; Fungi; Ascomycota; Eurotiomycetes; Eurotiales; Aspergillaceae
Gene: hosA
Product: histone deacetylase HOS2
Exons: 1
Coding region: 1-1518 (505 amino acids)
Molecular function (GO): histone deacetylase activity
Source: RefSeq, a predicted model, not a curated record